AUCAAAGGCUCGUACACAAGGAUACACGGCAAUUGGGGUAAAAUACAAUAUCUCCAGUUAGAGGCAACAUCUUCAGAUUAAUAAAAAUAAUACUCGCGCUCAGGCCAGCUGAUUUUGUUUUUUAUUCCCUCGCAAAUGAUCAUCAGUUUGGUCUGAAGCAGAUGGAUGUGCAGAUCCAGCUAUGGGAUGGUGCACAGGCUCUAUUCACCUUGCUGUCUUGCAAUGAUCAUGGACCCAGAGCUGUGACUGGCUGAGGAGGUGCCCUGCACUCACUGCAUGGUGUGCGAGCAGCAAUCACCCCACAAGGUCGGUUUGUUUCUUUAUUACAGACUGGGGAUCUGGAGAGAACCGCACAUAAUAAAUAUUCAAAUAGAGACCCUGGCUGCUGCCAGAGUUUUGUUGUUUCUUAUACAUCACUAGAUUGUAACCCCUUGGCUCCCAAAUGUGCUGCUGACCUAUCUGGCAGCUAAGAAGUUAACACCCCUAUAGCAUAUCUGCAGAAUGCGGUCUUCAAAUUAAAACAUAAAGGAGGGGUGUUAAGAAGUAUCAGUAAGGAAUUUAAAAAACAACAAAUUCCCCAGAGAAUUCUAAUCCAAUGAGAUUAGAACAGACAAAUAUUUAGUGUUGAAGUCACAUCCUUGGGUUCUUGUGUGUACUAAACUGUAUAAAAAGGAAGUCAAUGCGGAACUCUGGAUCCUCCUCAAGGAGGAACAAAUCAACCGAGAGAAUAAGGAAGUCGGGCGAAGGGAUCGAUUCUGUUUGCACACAGCUACGGCUCCCUGGGCGCUUCUCACCCGGGGCCAUGUAGUCUGACCUCCGUUAGUAGCGGUGCCCACCACGCGUGACCCGAGCCCCAUCAGCGCCCUGCCGCCCCAGGACACAGUGGAGCUGCAGGGUGCAGCGGGCUGUCCAAUGACCCUGAGAUCACCCGGGACGACAGACAGCCCCAGCAGCGUAAACAGCGGCUCAGUGGAGGGGAAUUCCCCGCAGAGGGUCACAGAACAGGGAGCGGAGCACGAGGACCGAAUUGCACAGUCUAUGGGGGAGCUCCGGAGCUCAGGCUGGUACUGGGGAAAUAUGACUGUUGGAGAAGCAAAAGAACGAUUGCAAGAUGCUCCAGAAGGGACUUUCUUGGUUAGAGACAGUUCACACACUGAUUAUCUUCUGACUAUCUCUGUGAAAACCUCUGCGGGACCAACCAACCUGCGCAUUGAGUACCGAGAAGGGAAAUUUCGCUUGGACUCUGUUGUCUGUGUCAGAUCUAGGUUGAAACAGUUUGACAGUGUUGUCCAUCUUAUUGAGUAUUAUGUUCUUCUUUCCAAGAAUAAGAAGAUUGAAUCUGAAACGCUUCCAAAUCGAACAGUUCACCUCUGGCUAGUAAAGCCACUUUAUGUAUCUACUCCAUCUCUACAGCACCUCUGUAGAAUGACAGUUAAUAAAUGUACUGAUAAGAUUUACGAACUGCCUUUACCUAUGAGACUGAAGGAUUAUAUUACAGAAUACCGCUACCAUGUAUAGACUAAAUACUUUAUAGUACCUGUAGCAUGGAAAAAAAUAUAGCUCUCCAAGAAGCUAUUCAAUAUCAACCAAAAAAAUCUUUGGCAGUCAUCUGUACUAUUUUGAAUGUGAAACUCUACAAAAAAAAAAUGUCAUUUCAUUUCAAGAUGUCAUUGAACUAUAUGCAAAGCUUUUUGGAUUACAAAAAUUAUGGAAUGCAUCUGAUUAUUUUUUUUCUGCAUAUCAUAAAUCCGCUUUAUACAUAUUUUUUUUCACUUCUGUUUAACUGAAAUUACAGGGAUCAUUAUGUCUUCAAGUCUGAGCAUAUCUAUUAAUCAAUGCAAUAUUAUUAUAAAGCCAAAUGAUGUGCACUUCAGCCCUAUUUUCCCAAACCAUAGAUUUUCUCCUAUUUAUAGUUUGAUCUUUUCCUAAAAAAUAGAAUUAACAUGGCCAAAGUUAAUUUGGGUGCCAAAGAAUGUGUCCUAGAAGUUAUUUAACUGUUUUGCAGACAUUGGCUAGACCUUCCAGUUGAAAAAUCUAUUGGCAUGUUAUUUGUACUACAUGGGGAUUUUUAUUUUUAAAUUAUGUGAUAUGGUUCUCAACUGAAACAGAAUCUGCCCAAUUGUUACUUGCUUACAAGUCUUAUGCUGUGGUCUUCUCCAGAUAUUACUGCGAUUAGGAUAUGGGAUCAAAUGUUAUAAACGGGGAUCAAAGAUAUAGUUCAGUGUGCCAAAAUAUUGUUUAAGAUAAGGUAGUCUUACUUUUAUAUUGUUGCUUUUGUAAAUAGAGUUACACUUACUUGAAUUUUUAUCACACCAAUUUUUGGAGGUCUGUUCCAAUCCAUUAGAAAAACCAUUUUUCUGGCUUUUGACAUUUGAGGUCAUUCCAAUCUGUUAGAAAGAUCAGUGAUCACAUGGUUUUCCAGUAGUUGUAUAUCUUAAUAACCUCACCAGUACUUGGUGAAAGCUUUAACACAGGCAAUCUCAGAGGUUAAAAAGUAUAUUAAUAUAGUAAUGCUGGUUGUGCAAAGCUGGGGAAUGGGUAGUACAAGCCUUAUCUAUCUUUCUAAACAAUACAAAAAAAUCCAGUAGACUGUCCUUUUAACCUUAAAUCCAUCAGUAACUUGGGGGGGGGGGGGGGAAUAAUUUUCCACAAAGCGAUAAACAUGAAAAAACUCUAUUAGAUUUUGCAAAGGAGUAAAGUGUUAGUAAAACUUAACAUUUAUUGUUUUAAAAACCGGGAAUAAGAAAACCUAAAAACCCGGGAUAUGUAUAGCCGUGUUCAAUUAAAUUACCCUUGGAGGUAUAUGAUAUGGUAAGUAUCAAAUUCUAAUAUUCGUCCGACUCUGUUUAGACAAUACUAUUGUUUCAAAUCAACCUCUCAACUAAAUUAACAAUAUAAUUGUGCAAUAUAUUUGCUGAUUCAAUUCAACUGUGUACUCAAAAUAACAAUCUAUGGAAAUCAUAUAUGAGGUAUAUAUAUUUGCUCUAAUGUACACCACAAUGUUGUAUAUUAAUUACUCAUUGCUGGCACAACAAAGUUUAUGUUGCUGAACAAGUAUAAGAUCGUCCAUUUUAUUAAAUCAAUUUACUGUGAUCAUUGUUUCAAACUCUAGCACUGAUCUGUAUUAAUUCAUUAUUUAGCAGACUAAGGUCCUGAAAUUCUAUUUUAUAUAUAUAUAUAUAUAUAUAUAUAUAUAUAUAUAUAUACACUGUUCAUCACGUUACCAGUAAGCCUUAUUCACGUUAAUGAGUAGUAUCUCCAUUUUAUCAUAUUUAUCAAUGAUUAAAUUCUGUUUUUAAAGACCAAUAUUUUGACUGCCAUGCAUCCUGUCCAAAAAUUCUGUUAAUCACAUACAGCUAUAGAUAUUAGCUAUAACUUUUCCCAUUAAAAAUGGAUGACUCCCCAAUACUCCCCCCCCCCCCAUGCCCUGACGUGUUUCACCUGAUAAGGCUUUCUCAAUGGUCUUAAAAACGUUAAAAUACAGUUUGGCCUGUUUUUAAGCCUCAUUUUGGGGCACUCCAUUUUUUUUUUUAAGAAUUUAGCAAAAAAAAAAAAGUAUGGUUUCAUUGUUUAAAGCUAUAGAAAGGUCAAAAUUGAAAUGGGCAAGGGUGCAUUUCAAUUUGAAAUAGAAGCAUUUUUGCAAUCUACUCCCAUUAGCAGAAACAAUUUUAGUAAAAAUUAUUAGUUUUUCAGCAGAAUACACACAUAUCCAGUGAAGGCCGUGCACCAGCAUUCAAACACCAUGCCUGCACAGAGAGCGGUGGUGGUGUUUUAUUUCUUUGAAUACUUAAUUUGUGUCAUACCACUGAUGACUGUCUGAAAAGGUGUGGUGUUUGAAUACCGGUGUACGGGCCCUUACAGUGUAUGUGUGUAUGCCACUGAAAAACAGUUAUAACUUUUACUAGUAGGAUUUUUGCUAAUGGAAUUAUAUUAAUAAAUACUUCUAUUUUAAAUUGAAAUGCAACCAUGCACAUUUAGAUAGAUUUUUCUAUCCCUUUGAUAAAGAAAAAUAUAAAUAUAUUGUUUACAUUUUUAUACUGUACUUUUUAAAUUAUGAAGCUUCUGAACAGCUUAUACACUGACACCAAAAUAUUAUUUUAACGUGUUUGGACAUUUUUAGACAGUAAAUUAUUCAUACUUGUAUGAGAUUGUGAGCUGGGCACGUCUUUAAUGUGUACAAAGUGUUAAAUGAAAGCCAUGCAUUAUAAGACAUUAGUCGGUCAUUUUCAAUAUUUUACCAGCUUAUAUUUUACUUUAUCUUUUGAUUACAUAUUUUUUGCUUUCCUGUGAUCUGUGAAAACACUUGAAACUCCUAAUUUUUUAAAAUAUAUUUUGUCUCAUGUUUAAAACUAUUUUUACCCUUACUGGCAAACAUUACUCUACUAUUCCCCUUAAUGUGUUUCUAAUAACUUGUUAUACGAUCUACAUAGUAUUAAAUAUACUGGAAAUUGUUCUUGCAAUUUAAAUAUCUGUUUGAUCAUUAAAACCACCUCCCACAAUGAAAAUUUCAAUACUUAAUUAUUGGCUUGGAAUAUAGAGAAAGCUAGAUAGGAUAAGCAGGUCUUCUGUUCCUUUUGGCUUACCUCAUUUAAAUGUGCAAGUUCUUAAGAACAAUGGAUUGUGGUUUCAAUAAGCAAAACUAGCUAAAGGAGCAAUUUUCAAUACAUUAAGGUAUAAGAUUACGAAUGGCACGCUAACAGUUACGCGUGAGCAAAAAGGAAAUUAUUGUGGGUGUUUGUGCACGUCUUGUAUAGCACUCGUAUUACAAGUUAAAAGUAAACGCUAUCACUUGAGUGCAAUUGAAGUUAACGCGCAUAAGGAUAGCAUGUCCUCAGAGCUCUGGUUAACUGUUUUGUGAAUCAAAAAAGUGUCACAAAACACAUCAAAAAUACAUUUAAAAGUACUGUUACACUCAUAAUAACAUUUUCUGAUAACAAUUAAAAGUUAUAAAGGCUCAGAUAUGAGCCUGUCUUUUUUUUUUUUAACAUAGAGAUACAUACAUACAUACAUACACAUGCCUAUAUUCAUAGUUUCAUGUUGGGUUAGCACACUUGAGAAUAUGCAAUCGGGUUUGUGCACGAGUAGGAUGUUAUUUUUCCCCCCACUUUUUUUAUCCAUUGACUUCUACUGGGAAAUAAGUUAACGCGAUCGUGAUCUUCUUGCAUACAUUGGGUUAGCAUGCGAGCGAAAACGUUUUACUUUCAACUUAUAAUACAAGCGCUACCUGUCGCAUGCAAAAACCUUACUUCUAGGUUAAGGGGGAGCGUUAAAUACCGCUCCUUUUGUAAUCUGGCCCUUACUUUUUGUACCAGCUACAGAAUAUUAACUGGAAACACAUUAAGGGUAACAAUGUUUCAGUACUGUAUCCCUUUAAUGUAUACAUAAUUUGAGUGGUUUUACCAAUUCAAACAGUAGCUGUUCUAAUGGAUUGGAAUGGUAACAAAAAAUAGUUGAGCUCAGUGUUUUCACAUUGAAAUUAUGAUGGAUUGAAAUGGAGGUCAUAAAUUAGAUGAACUUCAUACAAGCCCAGCAAAUAAAUAUUAAUUAAUACCCAAUAUGUAAGCUUCCCUGUCAACAGAUUUGUAGUAUUAAAAAUGCUGUCUUCAUUAGAACUUGAUAUCUAUAAAAAAUACUUUAUAUAAUCAGUAAUCGUGAUCUAUCUAUUGUUAUUGUAUUAUUUAAAAUACUAUUUAAAGGCAACCAUUGUGCAUAACAAUUGAUCAAAACAACUCUGAGGUGUAAAUAAGUGCUCCCUAAAGUAUUUGUUACAAUGUGGUUAAUUUGUUUGCUUUUGGAAUGUAACUGGCAGCAAUAAACAAAAUAAUGUCUCAUGUUACGCUGUUACCCAUGGUAAUGGGCAACCCUAGGGGAUGUUGACCCAGUCAAGAAAUUGUGUUAAACUGGUCAAAUAUUUAAUAUGUUGCUGUGCUUUGUAGGAUUACACUUACAGUUAGGGUCAGCCUAACCUUACGUUCUCCAUUUAAACAUUUGACUACUUAAAGGGACACUGAACCCAAUUUUUUUCUUUCAUGAUUCAGAUAGAACAUGCCAUUUUAACCAACUUUCUAAUUUACUCCUAUUGUCAUUUUUUUUUUGAUUCUCUUGCUAUCUUUAUUUGAAAAGUAAGAAUGUAGAUUUAGAAGCCGGCCCAGUUUUGGUUCACAACCUGGGUUGUGCUUGCUGAUUGGUGGCUAAAUGCACCCACCAAUAAACAAGUGCUGUCCCAAAAAUUGGCUGCCUCCUUAGCUUAGAUGCAUUUUUUAAAUAAAGAUAGCAAGAGAGCGAAGAAAAAUAUAUAAUAGGAGUAAAUUAGAAAGUUGCUUAAAAUUGCAUACUCUAUCUGAAUCAGGAAAUAAAAAAAUGUGGGUUUGGUAUCCCUUUAAGAGUGUUGCUGAUUGUUGCUUUUGUAGCUUCUCAUUCAUUCAAGGGGUUAUGCCAUUACAUUAUUAUAAGAGUAGGUGGAACUACAGAACUAUACAGUGACAUUUAAAUGUUUACCAUUAACUCAAGUUAAUAUCAGAAAUUGUCAACAUUGUGAUGGGUGACAUUUUAAAGUCAUGCUUAACAUUUAAUUGUUGCCUGUGACAUUUCGGUAGGAUACCAUUAAUACAGCUCUUUCCAAGUAGACACAGAUUCUAAGUAAGUUGGCGUUUAACUUCAAAGUAAAAUGCUAUCUGAGGUAAACAUUCUUUUGCCCAGUUGCACUGGAUUUAACACUUCAGGAAUUUUAGUGACAACUAUAUUUUGUUGAAAAGGUUGUACCACUAUUUUUUUUUUAGUCACAUUUUGCAGUUGUUUUACCUUUGAGCACAAUAAACUAAGUUGUGCUUAUACUGCUUUAUAAUAUUUUGUUUACAUUAUGUCAUUGAAUAGACUUGACGUUAUAGGUUUGACACAGUGCCUCUGUAAGCCAACAGGAUGUGCUUUGUGUGGUAAAUAACUGUUACAAAGUUCUUCUGUACAAAUUAUUCCCAUGAUAGAGGGCCACACAUUUAUACAUUUGUUUUUAUCUCAAACCCAUUUAUAUUAGGUUUUUCUGUACAGGAUAUUAAGGCAGUUGGUAUUUGUGUGUGUAUUUAAUUAAAAUUGUAGGAACUUUCAAACAUUUUGCAGAUAAAUUAGGACAACUUUUAAAACCUAGUUACAAAAUGUAACUUAUUCCAUCAUUUAUAUAGUAUUAGUAAACUUAUUUUUUUGAUAUUAAAUAAUCCCAAAGUCCUUGUCACUCCCCUCAAAAGCAGAUAGUGACCCAUAUUUUGUUAAUGGUGCUAUUGCACGGCACCUUUUAGCCGUAGAAUCUAAUUUAUGGCCUGUAUAUCUAAUUGUGCACUGAGGUGUCUAAUGGCACCAACAUAUAUCAAUUGGUACAGAACCUUUUGGACAUGUAGCUAGAAAUGUUUACCAAGAACAGCAGGUAAUAAUAAGUCUGCUGCUAUUCUGAAGUAAUGGUUUUUAUUGUUAUUGAUUCUGUAUCUGUGUAAAGAACCUGUAUGCUACAUGUGAAGUUGAUGUACUUUGAUGGAACUGUAUUUUCAGAGUGUUAUGAAACUGGUACUUGAGGUGCCUUUAGGUGCUGUUUAGGUUUCUAUAGUGGUAAAAUUGCUAUACCUAUCCUCAGUACAAUUUUCCUUUAUACACCAGUUGUUCGUUUAAUCUGGUGCAUCUGAAGGAUCUGCUCAAAUGCAACAAAGUUUGCAUUAUUGUAGUAUCAUCUGCUGCUAACAGUGGCAGCUGAUUUUAAUGUCUACAGUGUAGAAUAUUUUUUUCUAUAUAUUUUCUUUUUUUUUUUUACAAACAUGUCUAUUUAACAAGUGUGUAUUCUCUACUGUAACAAUGAACCAAUAAAAUGUAUAAGGAAACA
Bombina bombina (fire-bellied toad) is the source of this 7861-nucleotide messenger RNA. RefSeq names its product suppressor of cytokine signaling 2 (gene SOCS2). Gene Ontology annotation, cellular component: phosphatidylinositol 3-kinase complex. The transcript is spliced from 3 exons. Gene Ontology annotation, biological process: phosphatidylinositol phosphate biosynthetic process; intracellular signal transduction. Bases 913 to 1518 code for a protein of 201 amino acids. The record is from RefSeq and is a predicted model, not a curated record. Gene Ontology annotation, molecular function: 1-phosphatidylinositol-3-kinase regulator activity. NCBI's taxonomy places the organism in Eukaryota, Metazoa, Chordata, Amphibia, Anura, Bombinatoridae.